UUGAUUCUUCGGCAGACAGAAACAAUAAGCAAGAUGAUGAGGCGCCAAAGUGAAAGAAGCUCUCCCUCUCCUCUCUGCUUCGCACGCCUCGCCACCUUCCACGACGAGCUCCUACAGUCCUACCUAGACGUAAGCCGGCGCCGCCAUGGUGAUCUCGGUGCCCGCGGCCCGGCGCUCCACCUCCGUACGCGACGCCGUGCUGGGCGGCGGCGGGCGGCAGCUGUACCAGCCCCUCCGCUGCGCCUUCUACGACGGCCUGGCCGCCGCGCUGUCCGAGUCCGAGGAGCCCUCCGACUCGGACGCCGCCGCCCGCGUCCCCGCUGGCUGCAAGCGGCAGGCGGCGAGGAACGUGCUGAUCCUGAUGAGCGACACCGGCGGCGGCCACCGCGCCUCCGCCGAGGCCCUGCGCGACGCCUUCCGCAUCGAGUUCGGCGACGCCUACAAGGUGUUCGUGACGGAUCUGGGGAAGGAGUACGGCGGGUGGCCGCUGAACGACAUGGAGCGGUCGUACAAGUUCAUGAUCCGGCACGCGCGGCUCUGGAAGGUGGCGUUCCACGGCACCUCCCCGAGAUGGGUGCACGGCGUGUACCUCGCCGCGCUUGCCUACUUGUACGCCAACGAGGUGGUGGCUGGGAUCACGAAGUACGAGCCGGACAUGAUCAUCAGCGUGCACCCGCUGAUGCAGCACAUCCCGCUAUGGGUGCUCAAGUGGCAGCAGAGCCUGCGCCAGCACCACCCCAAGGCGGUGGUGCCCUUCGUCACCGUCGUCACCGACCUCAACACCUGCCACCCGACAUGGUUCCACCACGGCGUGACGAGGUGCUACUGCCCCUCGGCCGAGGUGGCGAGCCGGGCCCUGCUCCGGGGCCUCAGCCCGUCCCAGGUCCGCGUCUUCGGGCUGCCCAUCCGGCCCUCCUUCUGCCGCGCCGUGCUCGACAAGGAUGAGGUGAGGAAAGAGCUGGGGCUGGACCCUCAGCUGCCCGCUGUUCUGCUGAUGGGAGGCGGCGAGGGGAUCGGCCCGGUGGAGGAGACCGCGAGGGCGCUCGGCGAGGAGCUCUACGACCGCCGGAGACGGCGCCGGGUGGGACAGGUCGUGGUCGUGUGCGGCAGGAACCGGGCGCUGCGGUCCACCCUGCAGUCUCUCAGAUGGAAGGUCCCUGUCAAGAUCAGAGGGUUCGAGACACAGAUGGAGAAGUGGAUGGCCGCCUGCGACUGCAUCAUCACAAAAGCUGGUCCUGGUACCAUCGCAGAGGCACUCAUACGAGGGCUUCCUAUCAUCCUGAACGACUUCAUCCCUGGACAGGUCAAGUAGCAGCAUCUCGCUAAUCUGGUUACUGAAACUAUCUUCUUCGAGUUAGGAAGUCGGGAACGUCCCAUAUGUCGUGGACAACGGUGCCGGCGUGUUCUCCAAGGACCCAGGGGAGGCCGCGAGACAGGUCGCCCGCUGGUUCAGCAGCAGCAGCACAGACGGGGACGAGCUCAGGAGAUACUCGCGUAACGCGCUGAGGCUAGCGCAGCCCGAGGCGGUGUUCCACAUCGUCAGGGACAUCCACAAGCAGCUCCAGCGACAGCCUGCCGCGGUCACCCGGAUCCCCUCCCGCUCGCUGACCUCGUCCUUCCCGUACCAUAUGUGAAAUCAAGAAUGCUACUGCAGUUACGUUUUCUGCUGCAUGUUGGAUAAUAUUAUGCUUGGGACUUGAUGUAUGCCUAACCUUUUGAAGAACCUGUAUAUUAUAUUAUAUUGUAUAUAAGAAUUGCUCUCUGUUCUGUUCA
Molecule: messenger RNA, 1773 nt
Organism: Zea mays
Lineage: Eukaryota; Viridiplantae; Streptophyta; Magnoliopsida; Poales; Poaceae
Product: Monogalactosyldiacylglycerol synthase 2 chloroplastic
Exons: 7
Coding region: 146-1312 (388 amino acids)
Biological process (GO): glycolipid biosynthetic process
Molecular function (GO): hexosyltransferase activity
Source: RefSeq, a predicted model, not a curated record